ACUUUAGAUAACUUAGAUAUAGAUGAAAUUGGCAUGUCAACCUCAACAAAAGAUGAAAGCAGGAUAUUAACAAUGUUAAAUAUAGAUAAUAAAAGUUGUUUAGAGAUCACAUUUCGCUAUUUUUGCGAAAUUGUGAAAUAAUGAAUGUGUCUUAUAUAUAAAUAUGUAAUCUACGGAAGCGCGAAAUAUACAUUCUAAAUGUCCUGUAAUAACUCUAUAAAAAACCGAUGUCCCGUAACUUGUCCCAAAGUCAGGGAACAGCUCCGUAUCGCAAUCGAGGAAUUACCUAAUGUGACGGACGGGAUUUUUCCGCGGAAGAGGAAUGAUGUGGAACCGCGACUUCCGUCGGAUAUUAAUUCGAGAGCUAUACGAGAUAAACCAAAACAUGUAAUCGAGACAGCACAUGUACCCAUCAAUGAUGUACGAUCUGAAGAGUUAAAGGACAUCAAAGCAAAACUAGUGGUUUUCCCGGAGUUUCCGAUCGUUACAGAACCAACUGUUAUCCCAACAGAAAAGGGAGUUAAUGAUACUGAAGAAAAAAUUGAUUUGGAAAAAGAGGAAUCAAUCAAAAAACCUACAAUCAUUCCAGAAGAAACUGUCAUUCCAAUAAAAGAAGAGAUAGAUCGUUAUAAAGAGAAAAUUGAUCUUGUUGAAGAAAUUAUCCAGAAAGAAAUUAUUAUUCCGACAGAAGAAAUAGAUCGCGAUGAAAAAAAAAUCAAUUUGAUUACAGAAGAAGAAAAAAUAGACCAAAAACCUGUGAUUGUUCAAAAGAAAACUGUCAGUCCGAUAGAAAGGAUAGCAGAUCGUAAUGAUGAAAAAAUUGAUUUCGUUGAAGAGAAAGACUUAAUCGUGGAAGGAAUCGCAGAAGAACCUACAAAGAAAGUUCCAAUUGAGAAACCUGAGAUUAUCAAAAACGAAAUUGAACAGGCGCCAGGACCAAAAAUUGAAUUGGAACCGUCGCGGGAAUUAGAAGAGCACUUAGUGCCAGAGGAGCCCAUGGAAUAUGACGAAGAAGAAGAGGGCAAAACUGACUAUGAGCAAUAUAUCGACGAGGAAUUGCAGGAGUUUCUACCCGCCGUAAUAGCGAGGGAAAUUCCAGAGGAGCCGAGGGCGGUGCGUACUGAAAUUUCCAGGAAUGCGGCCACCUUGUAUGAGAAAAUCGAUCGCGAAAGACCUGUCAGACCACCGAGGGAACGAGAAGCAGUGACCGCAAUGCCUGAAGAACGACCGAUUAGAGAAGAAGUAUCUGUGAAACGAGCUCCCGAGAACUCGAGGCUAGCAGAGCAGAUUGUCUCGCGUAAACCUGCAGUCGUAGAAGAUGCUUGCGAGGAGACAUGUCCUUUAGUAAAAGAGCAGAAAGAACGCAUUAUGCGCAAAUUGAAGAUGCGGCAGCGAGUCGUAGAUCAUUAUUAUCUGACGAAAGGUUUCAGCUACUUCGAGGACGUAUGCACGUGCUCUCUGGCUUGUAUGGUGUAUACUUUGAGCAGGGAUCCGUUUGUGAAGAGUAUAUUCGCGUCUUUCGCAUUGUUUGCAGUUGGAUUGAAGCUGUGCUCCGAGCUGGAUGCGUGGGAGAUGCCGAAUCGCGUUUCAUAAGACCAAAAUAUCGAUAAUGGCCAACACGUAAUCUUCACCUAAGCCUCUUAUAGAACCGCGACAAUUUACAUUUAGAUUAACGAGACACCAUUAACCGAAUGUGUACAAUAACUCGUUUAUUCAAUAUACACCUAUAUACAGUUUGAAA
Molecule: messenger RNA, 1741 nt
Organism: Trachymyrmex cornetzi
Lineage: Eukaryota; Metazoa; Arthropoda; Insecta; Hymenoptera; Formicidae
Product: titin
Exons: 4
Coding region: 199-1593 (464 amino acids)
Source: RefSeq, a predicted model, not a curated record